Branchiostoma belcheri (Belcher's lancelet) is the source of this 473-nucleotide messenger RNA. RefSeq names its product DNA topoisomerase 3-beta-1-like. Lineage: Eukaryota; Metazoa; Chordata; Leptocardii; Amphioxiformes; Branchiostomatidae. The transcript has 3 exons. The record is from RefSeq and is a predicted model, not a curated record. The coding region runs from base 1 to 348 and encodes 115 amino acids.
AUGGCCGCAACAGACGCGUGUAAUGUUGUAAUCAAUGUGUUUGAGAAUGCUCACAAAGUGAGUGUGUCGGCCUCAGAAGACUGUGAAGAGUGUGGAGCUUCUAUCAUUGAUGUGGACUUCAAUAAGGCCAAGUCUCCGUUAGAAGGAGGAGAGACGCAGCACUCUGGCUGUAUCUUCUGUGACCCCCUCCUCACCCCGCUCAUCGAGAGGCACUACGCCGCCACACGACACCCCAAGUUCAAACGUGGAGGGGGGGCGGGGCGUGGGCGGGGCAGGGGGAGGGGCAGAGGGAGGGGGAGGGGGAAACCCAAGAACAAGAUGGACCAGCUGGCAGCGUACUUUGUGUAACAGAAGAUCAGUCAUGAUUGUACAAGUGUUCAACAUAGUUUUCUAAGGAACACAAUUUUUUUUUCCUUUAGGCCACACCCAUUUAAUUUGUUGUUUAUCGGAUUCAUCCUGUCCAUUUUUUUUCU